GUGGAAACGCGACACCUCGGCGGCCGAAAGAAAAACCCACCUCUCUCACACUCAGCACUCCUUGACACUCUAACCAGGUCCUUCCUUUCUCUUUCUCUUUUCCUUUUCCUUUUCCUCUUUUCCGAUACGGCGCUGACCAUUGCCUAAAAUAUUCUCGACCGACAGCAAUCUUGUUGCCACCCAACUUGUCUCCACACAAUCAAGAUGCCAUCCGCCGGCAAGAAGAGAAGAAUAAUUGCUUUCGACAAAAACGGAAAACGCCAGAAAGAGGAGCCAACGGAGUCAGACGAAGACCGUGUUCCUCACAAGAAAGCUAAGAGUGAUACUCUAGAGCAGCGCCGUGCCCAGUCGUUAAAGCACACGAAGAGCAGCUUCGAAGAGGAUUUGGGGAGGCUUACCCAAGAAGUCAACGAACUUAAAACAGGAGGCCAAGAGCAAGACCAGGAUUGGUGCCGACCUCACCUACCGAAAAGUUGGAAUCCUCAAGAGGAAAGUUUGAUUUUUCAGCAGAUUGAGUGCGAUGAGGGAACAUUCGAUAGGAAAACCACAAUUCAGCUGUUCGGUGUGACGGAGGCUGGCCAUUCAGUUCUCCUUCAUGUCACAGAUUUCCACCACUACCUUUACGUCGCAGCUCCAAUCGGAUUUACUCAGCAGCAUAUCCCAGGUUUCAGAGGAUUUCUUGAGGCUAAGCUCCAGAAUGGCUUAGAUCCUGCCAUCGCUUGUGUUCAUCUUCUCUUGCGCGAGAAUCUGUACGGAUUCAAUGGAAACCAGCAGUCGCCUUUGAUUGAGCAUGGAGAUGCGAAUUAUCAAAAGAUGUGGCCUGCCGGGGAUGGUGGCAUAAUGACAUACGAUGCGAUUCAGUAUGUAAUGAGGUUCAUGGUUGACACAAUGAUACCUGGAAUGAGUUGGGUGGAGGUUCCUGCUGGGGAAUAUCGCUUGGUUGAUACAAGGGAGAAACUGUCGAACUGCCAGAUUGAGGCGAAGGUCCACUUCAAGAAUUUGAUUUCCCAUCCCUCAGAGGGGGAAUACCAGAAGAUGGCACCAUUACGGAUUUUGUCCUUUGAUAUCGAGUGCGCUGGAAGAAAGGGGAUUUUUCCGGAGCCACAUCAAGAUCCUGUCAUUCAAAUUGCUAAUAUGAUUACUAAAUACGGCGAGAGCAAGCCAUUUAUCAGAAAUGUCUUCACUUUAGGGACUUGUGCGUCUAUCGUAAAUACACAGGUCUUUUCAUUCAAUAACGAGGGGAAAAUGUUGAUCAGUUGGAGUCAGUUCUUACAUGAGGCGGAUCCGGAUGUCAUCAUUGGUUACAAUAUUGCCAAUUUUGAUUUUCCCUAUCUGCUUGACCGCGCGAAGUAUCUGAAGCUUGUUGAAUUCCCCUAUUGGACACGACUUAGGAACGUGAAAUCGGAAGCAAAGGAUUCCAAUUUUUCCAGCAAACAAAUGGGGAAUCGCGAUACGAAAGCAACGAAUACUAAUGGUCGUCUCCAGCUUGACUUGUUGCAAUUGGUCCAACGUGAUUUCCAGCUUCGUUCAUAUACUUUGAAUUCUGUUAGUGCCCACUUCCUAGGCGAGCAGAAGGAAGACGUACAUCACAGUAUGAUCACUGAACUGCAAAACGGUACCGCAGACUCGAGACGUCGUCUGGCUGUGUAUUGUCUCAAGGAUGCUUAUCUUCCCCAGAGAUUGAUGGAUAAGCUCAUGUGUUUGGUCAACUAUACGGAGAUGGCUCGUGUCACCGGCGUCCCGUUCAACUAUUUGCUGUCUCGUGGACAGCAGAUUAAAUUCAUUUCACAGCUAUACAGAAAAGCUAAGGAACAAAAAUUGGUGGUGCCCAACCUCCCACCACAGGGUGGUGAUGAUCAGUACGAAGGGGCAACAGUUAUUGAGCCAGAGAGGGGAUAUUAUGAUGUGCCAAUCGCAACUCUUGAUUUCGCAAGCUUGUAUCCCAGUAUCAUGCAAGCGCAUAACCUUUGCUAUACGACUCUUGUUAAGAAAGAAACUUGCGACCGGCUCGGCCUUCAAAAGGACAUUGAUUACGAAAUAACUCCAAAUGGCGAUCGUUUCGUUAAGGCUCAUAGACGCAAGGGGAUGGUGCCUUUGAUUUUGGAGGCCUUGCUUGGAGCAAGAAAGAAGGCAAAGGCAGAUCUCAAGAAAGCGACUGAUCCUUUCGAGAAGGCCGUUCUGAACGGUAGACAAUUGGCCUUAAAAAUCUCCGCCAACUCUGUUUAUGGUAUCACCGGUGCGACUGUGGGGAAGCUGCCAUGUUUACCAAUUGCUUCAAGUGUCACAGGCUAUGGUCGUCAAAUGAUUAUGCGAACAAAGGAGGAGGUUGAAAAGAGAUACACCAUUGCAAAUGGGUAUACCCACGAUGCCAAGGUCAUAUAUGGAGACACGGAUUCCGUAAUGGUGAAGUUUGGGCCUAAAGAUCUUCCUGCUGCCAUGGAGUUGGGGAAAGAGGCGGCAGAAUUUGUCUCGCAGAAGUUUGUUACUCCUAUUAAGCUGGAGUUUGAAAAGGUGUACUUCCCGUAUUUACUCAUCAACAAAAAGCGGUACGCUGGCCUUUACUGGACGAACACGGAGAAGCACGACAAGAUGGAUAGUAAGGGAAUCGAAACGGUUAGGCGAGACAAUUGCAGACUUCUAUUGAUCGAUCAAGACGUUGAGGGGGCCCAGACAUACGUCAAGGAUUUGAUUUCGGAUCUUCUCCAAAACCGCAUUGAUAUGAGUCAGUUGGUGAUUACAAAGGCUCUUUCAAAAAAUGAUUAUACCGCAAAACAAGCACAUGUGGAGCUUGCAGAGAGAAUGAGGAAACGUGAUGCUGGUUCUGCGCCAACACUUGGGGAUCGUGUCGCCUAUGUCAUUGUGAAGGGCGCAGGUGGCGCAAAGAAUUACGAGAAAUCCGAAGAUCCAAUUUUCGUGCUCGAGAACUCUGUUCCCAUCGAUACCAAAUACUAUCUCGAGAAUCAACUUUCAAAGCCCCUGAGCAGAAUCUUCGAGCCCAUCAUUGGUGAUAGGAAGGCUCAGCAGUUGUUAACUGGUGAUCAUACGCGCACCAUCUCGGUUUCAGCACCCACAGUUGGAGGGCUCAUGAAGUUUGCCAAAAAGACCGAGACGUGCAUGGGGUGCAAGAUCCCACUCACGAAGAAGGAAGAGGCUGGCGGAGCUGUUUGCUCGGAUUGCAAACCUCGAUUCGGCGAGCUGUAUCAGAAGACCGUGACCAGAGUUUCCGAGCUGGAGGUCAAGUUUAGCAGACUCUGGACGCAGUGUCAGAGGUGUCAGGGGAGCAUCCAUUGCGAGGUCAUUUGCAGUUCUCGGGAUUGCCCGAUCUUUUAUAUGAGAAUGAAAGCGAAGAAGGAUGUUGUUGAUGCUGGAAAGGAUCUGAGGAGGUUCGAUGUCGAUAUUAGUUGGUAGUGGGGGGUUUGAUUGUCUUCUUGUGGAAUAUUCAUCUCCUUUUGUGCUUCAUUUCGCUGCUUAACUUUUUAUAGUUUUUUCAUUAUUUUUUCACUCGAGUAUUGCACUGCAUAUGGGUGGUUCACUUAGAGUGACAUUAAUGCACUGUACCUGGCAUGACUAGUAAUGAUUACCCCACUUCAUUUGUACUAUUAGACAUGAAAAGAAACAAAGAAAAAGAAAACGAUGACACAGUA
This is a messenger RNA of Tuber melanosporum (Perigord truffle), 3644 nucleotides long. RefSeq lists its product as uncharacterized. The transcript has 8 exons. Gene Ontology annotation, molecular function: 3'-5'-DNA exonuclease activity; nucleotide binding; DNA-directed DNA polymerase activity. Gene Ontology annotation, biological process: base-excision repair, gap-filling; nucleotide-excision repair, DNA gap filling; DNA replication proofreading. Lineage: Eukaryota; Fungi; Ascomycota; Pezizomycetes; Pezizales; Tuberaceae. The record is from RefSeq and is a predicted model, not a curated record. Gene Ontology annotation, cellular component: delta DNA polymerase complex. Bases 205 to 3408 code for a protein of 1067 amino acids.